Molecule: messenger RNA, 2053 nt
Organism: Salvia miltiorrhiza (redroot sage)
Lineage: Eukaryota; Viridiplantae; Streptophyta; Magnoliopsida; Lamiales; Lamiaceae
Exons: 6
Coding region: 707-1852 (381 amino acids)
Source: RefSeq, a predicted model, not a curated record
AUCAAAUCCUGCAAAUCACGUGGUUAAUGAGUUUCUAAUUGCUCUCGCAAAUGGCCCCCUAGUCACGAUGAAGACUUACCCGGGAUUUUAUGUAAAUGGAUAUAAAUUUCACACGAUGAUGCAUGGGACUAAUCGGGCUAGUAUGAACAGUGGUGUGUGCAUAAAAGGUGAAUGUUAUGGUUCAGAUGAGAAUGGUGAACUCGACUAUUAUGGGCGUUUGCUGGAGGUAUGCGAGCUUGAGUAUGUGGGUCUACCACUGAAGACGACCACACUCUUUAAGUGUGAAUGGUUUGAUCCAUCACCACGUGGGACAUCAGUGCAUCCUCAAUUCAAAUUGGUUUCAAUAAAUCAUACACGUAGAUAUGGUGGUUAUGAACCAUUUGUGCUAGCUGACCAAGCUAUUCAAGUAUAUUAUUGUACAUACCCAAGUUUGAGAAGUGAUAGGAAGGAUUGGUAGGAAGUUUGUAAGAUUAAAGCUAGGUCGAAAGUUGAAGUUCCAAAUGCAGUGGAAGAGACUGUAGUGAACCAACCUUUUCAAGAAGAUGACUUAAUGACUCCAACAAACCCUGACAUAGAUGAUGACACCACAAUAGUGCAUCCUCGUGGUGGUUUGAUAGAUAUUGAUGAUGCCGAUGAGGAAGACGAAGAAGACACAUAUUUGACUGAUGAAGAAGAUAGAAACUUGGAUGAUAGUUUUUAGUGUCAGAUGGCUAGAGGAAGCAGUGACACGCACAGUGGUAGACGAGGGCACGGUGAUGGUAGAGGGCGAUCAUCAUCCUCAGGGGCAUCAUCACAGGCGUCUGAUGGGGGCAUUCGUGAUUCAGUUGCCCAGAUACAGUUGGCUGGAGGCAGUGGAUCCGCUCCGACAUCAUCAGAAGAUACCGUGCCCAGCAGCCACUCGAGCACAGGGCGGAUUAUGUUGACCAUUACACCUCAGGGUAAGAUCUACCCAUACGACUACGUGGCCAAAGCGUGUACUCGUAUUUUCAGGCAAGUUAGGAACCCUAAUGGCUUUAACUGGAAGGCGACACAUGAUGAUGUGAAGAAUUUAUAUUUUAUGGAAUUCAAGAAGCACUUCAUGUGGGAUGAUAGUAUCGAACAGGCAGUGAAGUUGGAUUUUAUGAAGACCGCGGCUCGUAGGUAUAAAGAUUUUGUAUAUGAUAUCAAGAUGGCAAAGGAUGAUCCGAAGAAGGGAAGGCCACCAUUUAUUCAUGAGCGUGAGUGGCCUGAUUGGUUGAGUUACUGGAGGAGUGAGGCUGUGGUUCAGAAAUCAGAAACGGCCAAAAAGUGCAGAAUGUCUGAGCCUGAAGGUCCAGGAACAGGACAAGUGAAGCAUAAAGGAGGCUCCAAAUCUACUCUCCAGAUUGCCGAUGAGAUUGCCAAAAAGAAGGGCGUUGAUCCCAGUCAGUGCUUCUUUGACGCUUAUGAGGUCCUCCACGUGAACAAAGAUGGAUCAUAUACUGACCCUAGAUCUGAGACAGUUGGGAGAAAAAUUGAAGAGCUAAGGGAACAACAAAGUCAGCCGAUGGAUGGAUCUACUGAGCCACAGGCGGUGGACAUGGCCAAAAUAUAUCUUGAGGCUGUAGGUGGAUUGGAUAAGAAGAAGAGGUUGUUUGGUGUUGGUAGUCUGGCAUCUACACUCAGGAGUGAUGGUUCGAGUGGAUCAUCUCAGGCUCGGUCCUCAACUUAUGACGAUACAAUAGUUGGUCUCCAGAAUGAGUUGCAGAAGGAGCGAGAUGAGCGCCGACAAGAGAGUGAGAGCUUCAGGGCACACCUACUAGCACAGCACGAGUACUUGACUCGCUUUUGUGCACAGUCGGGAUUGCCCCCCCCACCACCUCCGCCUCUUUGACUUUGAUGUGUAUUACUAUUUUGGAUAUGUAGUAUGUUAGACUUGGAUGUGUGUGAAAACUUAUUGGCAUUGUAGUAUGUGAAAACUUAUUAGGAUUGCAUUUGAAUGUUUGAAAACUUAUUAGGAUUGCAUUUCAAUGUUUGAAAACUUAUUAGGAUUGACUUGGAUGUGUGUUAUCAAUAGACUUUAGUUUGAUUUAAA